AUGGCCUCCUUCCUGAGCCAAAUGGUUGUACGGCACAGGGCGGGUGUGCGGAUCUUGCCAGCCUUUGGGAACACCAGCAGGAGACUGCUUUCCUCGCACUACCAAGAGGCUCGAAACGUGAAGAUGAUGGGAGAGACAAGGAGCAUGAACGGUAUCGACGCAACUGUCCGAAAUGACUGGACGAAGGAAGAGAUCAGGGAGGUGUACGAAAUGCCUAUGCUGGAGCUCCUGUACCGGGCUUCUUCGGUCCACCGCAUGUUCUUUGACCCUACCGAGGUCCAGCAGUGUACGCUCUUGUCCAUCAAGACCGGCGGCUGCACGGAAGACUGCGGGUACUGCUCUCAGUCCGUGCGACAUAAGACAUUUGUCAAGCCUACCCCUCAGAUGAAGAUUGACGAGGUCAUGGCGGCGGCAAAGAGGGCAAAGGAGGCGGGCAGCACUAGGUUCUGCAUGGGGGCGGCAUGGCGCGAGCUUGGCAACAAGAAGAAGGCCUUCAACAACAUCCUCGACAUGGUUCGUGAGGUGAACGGCAUGGGUAUGGAGGUAUGCUGCACGUUGGGAAUGCUCAACGGCGAGCAAGCGAAGCAGCUCAAAGAGGCCGGGCUUACGGCCUACAACCACAACCUGGACACGUCACGGGAGUUCUAUCCCUCGGUCAUCACCACAAGGUCCUACGAGGACCGACUGGAGACCAUCAGCAACGUUCGGGAGGCGGGAAUUUCAGUUUGCUGCGGUGGCAUCCUGGGUCUGGGGGAGGAGGAGAAUGACCGCGUGGGCCUGCUGCACACCCUCGCAACCCUCGAGGAACACCCGGAAUCUGUUCCGAUAAACGCUCUCGUGGCCGUCGAGGGAACUCCCCUCGCCGACGAAGGCAAGGCCGACACACCCGACAUCUGGGACAUGGGACGCAUGAUCGCGACGGCGAGGGUGGUGAUGCCGAGGACGAUGGUGCGUCUGUCGGCGGGGAGGCUGAGCUUUAGCGAGGCGGAGCAGGCGAUGAUGUUCAUGGCCGGAGCGAACUCUAUUUUCACGGGGGACCGACUCCUCACCACCUCCAACCCGGAGUUUGAUGCCGAUAAGGCCCUCUUCGCUAAGCUUGGACUGAACGGGAAGCCGGCUCACUCCGCCCCGCUUCAGCCUCCCAUGGAAAUGUCUGAGCGAGUAGUUGUGACGCACCGUGAGGUGUUGGCAGCCGGAGGUAGCGUAAUCGACACCGAGGAGACACACGCUCUACCGCAGGCGGCAUGAGCACACGUCGGCUUUCUAGUGUUUUGGCGAGAAGGGUAGAUAGAGCUCUCGUAGGUGUGAAGCGCUUGUAUUUGGAGGGGAGAGAGUCUCGUAUAUAGUGUGAAUGGAUGUGUGUUGGGUGGGAUGGGUGGGUGGCUGAGAGUAGGUACACAAGGGGACGAUUUUGCAGAUUUGUCCGCUGCUUUUCCGGAGCAAGUUGGAGGAACCGCACAAGGGUGAAUGUUGUGGGAGGGUUUACAUAUCGACGCAAUAUCCGAUUGAUAUUCGAGUUGCGCACCGUGAG
This is a messenger RNA of Ectocarpus siliculosus, 1531 nucleotides long. The record is from the annotation of a GenBank genome assembly. NCBI's taxonomy places the organism in Eukaryota, Phaeophyceae, Ectocarpales, Ectocarpaceae.